This is a messenger RNA of Myotis lucifugus (little brown bat), 1862 nucleotides long. RefSeq lists its product as uncharacterized. NCBI's taxonomy places the organism in Eukaryota, Metazoa, Chordata, Mammalia, Chiroptera, Vespertilionidae. The record is from RefSeq and is a predicted model, not a curated record. The annotation marks the transcript as partial. The transcript is spliced from 5 exons.
GUCACUCUGGGUCAGAGGCAGAGUUGAAGUUAGGGCUUUGCAGGCAGGUUUGGGCGUUUGUGCCGCUCACACUGGCACCAGUCUGCCAGGAUGCCGGUCAGACGUCGAGCCCUUCAGACUGGGGUCCCCUGCACCCCCACCCAGAUUCAUGGAGGCCAUCCCAUCAGCUUUCGGCCGGGGAGGCUCUCUGGAGCCACCUUGGUCAAGUGUUUGUUGCCUUGAGGAGAAACGGAGGCCCAGAGCUGGGAAGAGACUUGCCCAGGCCCUGGGGCCUUCACCGGCCUGGCCCGUGGGCGUGUCCCCUCUGCGGAGUGACUGCCCUUCGGAGGAAGUCCCAGACCCAUCCUGAGGUGGCUGUGUCUGCUAGGGCCAGGACAGCGUGCGGUCCUGCCUGGGUUCUGAAUUGUGGUGUGUGGCCUGGGUUUGAGUCCUGGCAUCUCCAUUGCUCCUCCUGGACCCCUCACUGCCCUGAGCCUCACUUUCCUCGUUUGCCAAGUGGGCUGGAUGCAGCCCUGCCUCGGAGGCCUUCAUGGGUGCCGCUGGAUGAACGCAUCAUCUUCUCGGGGAACCUCUUCCAGUACCAGGAGGACAACAAGAAGUGGAGGAACCGCUUCAGCCUCGUGCCCCAUAACUAUGGGCUGGUCCUCUACGAGAACAAAGUGGCCUAUGAGCGGCAUGUGCCACCCCGAGCUGUCAUCAACAGUGCAGGCUACAAAAUCCUCACCUCCGUGGACCAGUACCUGGAGCUGGUUGGCAAUUCCUUACCAGAGGGCAGCUGCUCAGGGGGCACUGUCUACACAGGGAUCACAUCAAAAUCAGGCACUGCCCCCAUCCUGAAGUGCCCCACGCAGUUCCCACUCAUCCUCUGGCACCCUUCUGCACGGCACUACUACUUCUGCAUGAUGACGGAGGCCGAGCAGGAGAAGUGGCAGGCUGUCCUGCAGGACUGCAUCCGGCACUGCAACAAUGGUGGCUCAGUUUGUGGGAGCAUCAUCCUGUACACCAAAAGGUUCCGGGUUCGAUUCCCAGUCAGAGCACAUACCGAGGUUGUGGGUUUGAUCUCCAGUCGGGGCACGUGAUCUAUGUUGAUCUCACAUUGAUAUCUCUCUCUCUCUCUCUCUCUCUCUCUCUCUCUCUCUCUACCUCCCUUCCUCUCUCUCUAAAAUCAAUAAACAUAUAUCCUCCGGGUAGGAUUAAAAAACCCAAAACAGACAAAAAAAAUAAUUCUGUGUUGUUCAGAAAAAAAUCUGAACUUGCUGUCAGAGGGGCGUGAUUGUUAUGCCCUUGGACCCAGGAUCACAGAAUCACAGUCCGGAUUCUGCCACCUUCUAGCACCGUGACGUUAGGAGACUGACUGACUCCUGGGAGCCUCUGAAAAUAGGGAUAGAAUCCCUCCCCCGCCUGGGGUUUAGUGAGGAUUCACAAUGAGAAUCCAUGCAAUGCUUGUAAAAAGUGGUUUUUGCUGCAUCAUUUCUUCCCUUACACUGACCCUAGGUGCUCUGGGAAGUUUACCUCCUCCCUCAGGGCCUCAGUGCCCUCAGCUGUGAAGUUAUGAGGCCUCUUUCAGCCCGCCCAAACGUUUGGGUGCUAAGGAUGCAUCAAGGGAGGAAGAGGUGGUCCCAGCACCCGAGCUGCUGGCAGCCCGCUGGGGGAGACAGAUGUGAGACAGAUGAGAAUGCCAGGGGUGAUGAAUCAAUCACAGCUGUGCUGGGUGCUGGGGAGGGAGCUGCCCGGGGAGCCUUGAGGGUGUGAAUGUCCUGGGGCGGAGGGGGUACUGAUGCAGUGUGCGGGGAGCUCUGUGAGGAGGUGAUGGUUCAGCUGAGACCUGAAGGAUGAAUUGACCCUCAGCAGAGCGAGGAGAG